Messenger RNA from Syngnathus acus (greater pipefish), 542 nucleotides. It is a transcript of the gene smim15, whose product is annotated as small integral membrane protein 15. The coding region runs from base 5 to 223 and encodes 72 amino acids. The transcript has a single exon. The record is from RefSeq and is a predicted model, not a curated record. Lineage: Eukaryota; Metazoa; Chordata; Actinopteri; Syngnathiformes; Syngnathidae.
CACCAUGAUUGAAAUGAUGCGAGCAUGGGUCCAGUACAUAGUGGAGUGGUGCGCCAAGGAUCCCUAUGGCUUCCUGACCAGUGUGUUGCUGGCGCUCACGCCCCUCUUCAUCGCUUGUGCGCUGUUGUCGUGGAAACUGGCCAAGCUGAUCGAGGUGCGUGACAAGGAGCAGAAGAGGAGGCAGCGGCGUCAGGAGAACCUGGCUAAGGUGAAGAGGAACUAAUAAGAUGGCUGUGUGGAGGAUGAAGGCCCGCCCACCUGUUGCCUUCACCACCGCUGCAGAUCUUUUAGGGCAAGGAUAGGGCGCGCCUGCACACCACUGGUCGAACAGUGUCGAGACGGACAUUCCCGUCGGACUUUCCUCAGCAAGAGUCUGUUUGACAUUUUUAUACACAGGUUUGCUUGUCAUUGUGUGUAGCAUUUGCCACACAUAACAUUCCUUUUUUAACAUCUUCAUUGUGUUCAAAUGAAAUGAAGCCCUACUGUAAUGAACACAUUUAUUUGUAAUCAAUAAAGUUUUCAUGGUGGCUUUAAAAAAGGUC